Pezoporus occidentalis (night parrot) is the source of this 1783-nucleotide messenger RNA. RefSeq names its product AAR2 splicing factor (gene AAR2). Gene Ontology annotation, biological process: spliceosomal tri-snRNP complex assembly. The record is from RefSeq and is a predicted model, not a curated record. Lineage: Eukaryota; Metazoa; Chordata; Aves; Psittaciformes; Psittacidae. The transcript is spliced from 3 exons. Bases 20 to 1171 code for a protein of 383 amino acids.
GGCGUCCCCCGUGUGGGCCAUGGCGGGCCCGCGGCUGGAGCCCGACCUAGCCCGGCAGCUCUUCUUGGAGGGCGCCGCGGUCGUAGUGCUGGGUGUGCCCGCGGGCACCGAGUUCGGCAUCGACUACAGCACCUGGAGCGUGGGCCCCAGGUUCCGCGGCGUCAAGAUGAUCCCGCCGGGCGUCCACUUCCUGCACUGCAGCGCGGGGCGGGCGGGCGGCCGGGAGACGGGGCCUCGCACCGGCUUCUUCCUGAGCCUGCAGCGCCGGGACCUGCGGGUGCUGCGCUGGGACGCCGGCAGCGAGGCCGUGGAGCUGGCGCCGGCGGGCACGGAGGAGGCCGCGGCCUUCAGGGAGAACCUGCGGGAGCUGGACCCGUUCCUCGGGCCGUACCCCUACGAGAGCCUCAAGAAGUGGGUCUCCCUCACCAGCUUCAUCAGCGAGGCGGCGAUGAAGAAGCUGCAGCCGGAGAGCGGGCAGAUCUGCGCCUUCUCCGAGGUGCUGCCGGUGGCGGCCGGGAGGCUCUCCAGGGACCGGGCCGAGCAGCGCCUGCCGCCCGUCGAUGCCGAGUGCCGGAGCUACGCCGAGGGCUUGGCGCGGCUGCCCCAGAUGAAGCCGAGAGCCGGUACCGAGAUCAGAUUCACGGAGCUGCCCAAGCAGAUGUACCCCGAUGGUGCUACGCCGGAGGAGAUCACCAGGCACAGCAUGGACCUCAGCUACGCGCUGGAGAAGGUGAUCAGCCAGCGGUACGCCAGCCAGCCUCGGGAUCUGCUCGCUGAGUUGCAGUUUGCUUUCAUCUGCUUCUUGAUUGGAAACGUAUAUGAUGCGUUUGAGCACUGGAAAAGACUCUUAAACAUCCUGUGCCGAUCUGAAGAUGCCAUAAGGAAGUAUCAAGACCUUUAUGUCAAUCUGAUUUCUGUGCUGUAUCACCAGCUUAGUGAAAUCCCAGCGGAUUUUUUUGUGGACAUUGUCUCCCACGACAACUUUUUAACCAGCACCUUGCAGGUGUUCUUUUCCUGCACGUGCAGCGCUGCUGUUGAUGGGACCCUAAGGAAAAAGGCAGAAAAAUUCAAGGCUCACCUAACGAAGAAAUUUAAGUGGGACUUUGAGGCAGAGCCUGAUGACUGCGCUCCUGUCGUGGUAGAACUUCCUGAGGGCGUGCAGGUGGACUAAGAAAAACACUUGCUUACAAAUAAACUGCUUCUUAAAAUAACUCCUCUCCACAUUUUCUCCAGCCUCACCAGCUUCCUGAAGUCUGUUCCUGAGCCUGACUCCUCUUUCUGCUGUAGAAGCAGAUAUGGAAAACCCAGCAGGAUUCCAGGAGACUGAAUUAUUGGAAGAGUUUGGAUAUUGUCAUAUGGCUGCUUUGGACACCACCUUUUUUCAUGCCUAGCUCUUUGUACCAUCUCAUUCAGUACUUAGCUGACCUCUAGAUCCUGUCCUUCUGGUCCUGACCUGGAGGGAACACCCUGUCUAGAGGGCAUCUGUGGUUUACACUUGAAGCCCUUGUUGCUCUGAUUUAAUGCCUUCUGAGCAAGGAGUGGAAACCCACAUAACUGGUCAGAGCAGCUUUUGACAGCCCCAACCCUGGCUGUGAACUAAGAAGUUCUGUUCUUCAUAGGCUGGGAUUACGGGGGUGUAGCCACAACAGUUUCAAAACUGUGUUGAAUGCCUAUGUUUCUUACUGUGAUUUAUUGCAAUGAUCAAUAAAUCAUUUGAUUUGGGUCCUCCUUAUGGAGGGGGACUCGAAACCACAAUAAAAUGCUUCCCAUUACAUACCCCAAA